This is a messenger RNA of Paracoccidioides brasiliensis Pb18, 1635 nucleotides long. RefSeq lists its product as uncharacterized. The record is from RefSeq and is a predicted model, not a curated record. The transcript has 5 exons. Gene Ontology annotation, molecular function: telomeric repeat DNA binding. Bases 1 to 1635 code for a protein of 544 amino acids. Gene Ontology annotation, biological process: telomere maintenance via telomere lengthening; regulation of DNA-templated transcription. Gene Ontology annotation, cellular component: shelterin complex.
AUGGAAUGCCCUUCUGUUGCCUAUUCGGAUGCCUCCAACCCAAGUAAAGAAUCCGGUGAUUUGUUCAGAGACUUGACUUUUUGGUUGUCUAGGACCGUCCCAUCGAGAUCAUGGAUAAAACAGAUUAUUGAAGCCAACGGCGGGAAAGUAGUACUCUUAGAAAAGGAUGCCGAUGUGCUCCUUGUUGAUCAUUUGAAACGGGGUAACCCUGUUGGCUCAACCUCGUUUCAGUAUGUUGAAAAGUCCAUUCAGAAAGGAAAGCUGGAGAAUCUAGAUGACCACCGUGCCGGCCCACCAUCCGAUUAUAUUCGCUCAGUGGGUUCCGUUACGCGGCCAAAGGGCCACAGAUCUACAUUUACUGCGAAAGAUGACCAGAUCUUAUAUGAUUGGGUAAAACCCUUCGAGCAAAACGGUGGACAAAUAGCUGGAAAUAAGAUAUACCAGCAGCUUGCAGAAAAGCACCCGCAGCAUACUUUCCAAUCAUGGCGUGAUCGCUAUUUGAAAAAGGUUAAGGAUCGGCCAAGACCUGUCACCCCGGAUCGGGAACGAAGCACUGCAACAGUUGCCCGUGGGCCUGCGGGCAGAACAACGAGCGAGGGUGGCCAGCAAAGGGACGAGCUCGACACCAGAUUCCCCGAGUCUGACAGCAAGAGAUAUGAAAGUUUUACGAGCGAGGAUAAAGAAGAACUGCUCAACCACGUGAAAGAUGUUUUGAAUAUUGAACCGGGGAAAGAAGAUGAAGCUUGGUCACUGUUUGCUGAAAAUACCGGGAAAUCUGUCGAAGAAUGGAAGUCCUUCUUCGAUAACGUUGUUCUCCCAGAAUACAACGCAAAACGAUCGAAAGACAGCAAAAGACGCCGCAGUGCCGCCGAUAUUCCUUCCGCGGCCGUGGAAUCUGGCUCUCCUCAGAAUUGCAAACGCAGAGCCGCCGAGUCUAUCCCUCAAAAGACAAUAUCGCCUUCCCCUACAAACCAACAAUCUAAUAAUCCAAUAACAUCAAUAUCACGAUCACCAAACUCUUGCCAACCCCCCAUUCAAAAAGCAAGCCCACAAACAAAUUCCAACUCUCCAUAUUCUAAUAAUAACGAACAAUCCAUGCCCAAGAGCCGCUCCAUAUCAGUUUCAGAAGAAUCAUUUGAAACGGCGCCAAAAUUCCAACAGGACACAAUGGAAGUCCAGUGCCGAACACCCCCCGAAGUCCUAAAUCGUCGGGGAGAAUUCAACGGCUCGCCAACGCCACGGCCCACGCCCGCUGCCCGUGCACCUACAUAUCCCGAUAACAACACCUCAUCAGAAGACCAAGCAGCCAUCCGGGAAAUGGAUGAAUGGAUCUCUUCCAAGGUCACAGGCAGCAAGGCAUAUAGCCAACUCCAAGUCCUUGAUGCACUCGCAUGCACAACUAUGGAUCCCGAUCUAGCGGAGACUGUGCUCGAGCACAUGGCAGCGGGCAGAGGGAUACCCAGCAAUAUCAGGGGGGUUUGGACUAAGGAAGACGAUGAGUGGUUGGAUGCGGCUGACCCGAAGUGUAUUCAGGCUCUAAUUAAGAAGCAUGGUAAUGAGCUGUUCAAUGCGAGGUUUGAGUAUAUAAUGGCCCGAAGGGAGGUCGUGAUGCGGAAGGGGGAGUCGGCUAAAUGA